UAGCCAAGGAGGAGGAGCCAAGCCGUACAAAGUACAUCAACUCUGCUAUUUAGCUGGCAAGCAUAUCCAUUUUUUCACGCAUUUGUGGUUUAACGUUUUGCCUUCACGAUGACUGAUUACAGAGGGAAAGCAACCGAUCAAAUGAAGCUAUGGAAAGAGGGCCGAAGCACUCAGAGGCCAGACACCCUGACCACAGGGGCUGGUCACCCGGUAGGGGACAAGCUGAAUAUAAUGACCACAGGUCCCCAGGGGCCCCUCCUGGUGCAGGACACCCCAUUCAUAGAUGAGAUGUCACACUUCGACCGUGAGCGCAUCCCAGAGAGGGUGGUGCACGCCAAGGGAGGCGGAGCGUUCGGGUACUUUGAGGUGACACAUGACAUCUCUCGCUACUGCAAGGCCAAGGUGUUUGAGCAUGUGGGAAAGACCACACCUAUCGCCAUCCGCUUCUCCACCGUGGCUGGGGAAUCGGGCUCAGCCGACACAGUGAGAGACCCACGUGGCUUUGCAGUCAAGUUCUACACUGACGAGGGCAACUGGGACCUUACUGGCAACAACACCCCCAUAUUCUUUAUCAGGGAUGCUAUGCUGUUUCCAUCCUUUAUCCACUCUCAGAAGCGCAACCCCCAGACUCACCUAAAGGACCCAGACAUGGUGUGGGACUUCUGGAGCCUGCGUCCUGAGUGUAUGCAUCAGGUGUCCUUCCUGUUCAGUGACCGUGGUCUGCCUGACGGCUUCCGCCACAUGAACGGCUACGGCUCCCACACCUUCAAGCUGGUCAACGCCGAGGGUCAGCCUGUCUACUGCAAGUUCCAUUACAAGACAGACCAGGGCAUCAAGAACAUGAAACCUGAGGAUGCCGAGCACCUGGCUUCCACCGACCCGGACUAUGCCAUUCGAGACCUUUACACCUCCAUCGCCAACGGCAACUUCCCCUCCUGGUCCUUUUACAUCCAGGUCAUGACCUUUGAGCAGGCAGAGAAGUUCCAGUGGAACCCCUUUGACCUGACCAAGGUGUGGUCUCACGAGGAGUACCCCCUCAUUCCUGUGGGGAGGUUGGUGCUCAACAGAAACCCUGCCAACUACUUUGCUGAGAUCGAGCAGCUAGCCUUUGACCCCAGCAACAUGCCCCCAGGCAUCGAGCCCAGCCCUGACAAGAUGCUGCAGGGGCGUCUGUUCUCCUACCCAGACACACACCGGCACCGGCUGGGCGCCAACUACCUGCAGCUGCCCGUCAACUGCCCCUUCAGGACCCGUGUGGCCAAUUACCAGCGAGACGGGCCCAUGUGCAUGUUGGACAACCAGGCUGGCGCUCCCAACUACUUCCCCAACAGCUUCAGUGCUCCAGAGACCCAACCCCAGCACGUGGAGACCAGGUUUAAGGUGUCCCCAGAUGUGGGCCGCUACAACAGUACUGACGACGAUAACGUCACACAGGUGCGUACCUUCUUCACUAAGGUGCUGAACGAGGAGGAGCGCCAGAGGCUUUGUCAGAAUAUGGCUGGUGCCCUGAAGGGAGCCCAAGUCUUCAUCCAGAAACGCUGGGUUCAGAACCUGAUGUCUGUGCAUGCAGACUAUGGAAAUGGGGUCCAGGCCCUACUCAACAAUGCUGAGCCCAAGAAGGACGCUGUGAGAGUGUAUACCCGUGGAGGUGCAGCUGCCAUCACUGCCUCCUCCAAGAUGUGAUGCCUUAACUUCCACCUGGGGGGCAGUUCCACCUUUUGCGCUUACCAGCCUGCUAUCCAAGAUCCUACUUCUAACCGUCCGUGAAUGCGAUAGCUAAUGAAAUGGGAAAUUAUAAUAUUUUAAUAUUCCUCAGGCUGCUUACAUUGUUCUAACGUGUUUCCUGUCCAUUUUGCCAAAGUUCACACAGAAAUGUAUGUAGUCAGACUGCAGCCCUAUGGGAGAAGAUCUGUCCCCAAACUACAUCUGUCAAAUAUACAGGUCUGCUGUCUGAAAUGUUCAUGACAUCUUCAGUAUAGUGAUCCAUCUCUUCCCAAUUAUGUAUCGUUUGUGUGUCCAUGUUUCAUCGAAGCCCUGAACUUAAGUUCUCUUCAAAAGGGUCCCUGUGUUAAGGCCUACACACCAUUUUCCUUGUUUAUAUUAGAAAUAGUUGCCGGCCAUCGAUCGGUGAGAGUGACUGUGAUUGAGUCAUGAAAGAAUGUUUAAGUCAUCGUCCUCGCAGCCAAACCAACACAGCAGUGCCUUUUUGGUUAGAAACGUAUCCAUAGUCACCAUGGCAUUAUAAAGGGUUUGCAAUGACUUUUAUGAAUAAUCUCAUGUACCAAAUGUCUUCUGUAUAUUAGUGUUUUUUGUGUACAUACUCUGAAUCACUAAAGGGUCUGGGUUGAAUUAGGGCUGGGGAAACAAGAACCACUACUGUUUACUGAGGAGAAAUCGUAGUCCUUAUCCCUUCUCACAAAUCUCCCUACACGUUUUCUACGUUCCAGCUGAGCCCUGGGCUGUUAGUGUUUCUGUGCUAGGUAGCAUUCCCCAUCAUAUCGCCUGUCUGAAGUGAGUUGUUAUAUUUGUGAACUUUGAACCACAAAAUAAGAUGCAUUAUUGAGUGCUUGAUCUUUCAAUUUAUGCUAAUAUAUCCAACGGCAAUGCUAUAUGUGUGGUUUUAGUGUGUCUGGUUUAAAGUAGUCCUAUCUUAACUUCAGGGUAUGCACACUUUUUAGUUCUAACGCAGGACUCCAGCUGAUUCUACUCAUCGAGCCUUUAGUUUGUUGGCAGAGGAGUGUUUCUACUGGGCUGGAACAAAGGAAACAGCGUUGAAUAACCAUAGUCCUUUGUAAAAUACAUUGAGGAUUUUCACGA
Molecule: messenger RNA, 2817 nt
Organism: Oncorhynchus nerka (sockeye salmon)
Lineage: Eukaryota; Metazoa; Chordata; Actinopteri; Salmoniformes; Salmonidae
Gene: cat
Product: catalase
Exons: 11
Coding region: 109-1683 (524 amino acids)
Biological process (GO): hydrogen peroxide catabolic process; response to hydrogen peroxide
Cellular component (GO): cytoplasm; mitochondrion; peroxisome
Molecular function (GO): catalase activity; heme binding
Source: RefSeq, a predicted model, not a curated record